This is a messenger RNA of Ectocarpus sp. CCAP 1310/34, 1644 nucleotides long. NCBI's taxonomy places the organism in Eukaryota, Phaeophyceae, Ectocarpales, Ectocarpaceae. The record is from the annotation of a GenBank genome assembly.
UUUUGAUUGCUCGUUGCUUGGAUGUUUUCAUCCAACCUCCCGUCUCCGCCGUCCUCCUACCGCGCUCGCAGCUGGUUGAAGACAGCGGCGGGUUUCGAACCUUUUCUUCGCGGGUACAGGGGAGUAGCUCGUUGGCCCUUCGGGGCGAAACAACCGUUGACGAACACAUCGGACGACUGUACACGGCGUUUCUGAACACGACUUCCACGUUGGACUGGGUACGAUUUCUGGUGGAGGUUGAGGAACUCCCGACGCAGGGCUCUUCAAGGCGAGGGGACAGCGGCGAUGGGGACGUAUUGUUCCAGAAGUACGAUAUGCCGUGGCCCGUGAAGGACAGGGAGGUGGUGAUUCGAAGAAGCGUGCGACUGGACAAGCGAGCCAAGAAGAUGAUCGCAUCAUACCAAUCAACGGAUCACCCGGCGAGGCCCAUCACCAGCGCCACCGUGCGGGCCAUCGUUCACCGAACCAGUUGGGUCUUGACGUCCCUGGGGGGCUCGAAAACGUCGAUAGAGUUCGAGACGAGAACGGACCCCAAGGGAUCUCUGCCGUCGGCGAUGAUCGGCUUCAUGCAAGUCAAGUUUCCUCGUGAGACGGUGGCCGGAUUUGUGAGCAGCGCGAGAAACGUAGAACUCCAUCCGGCUAUGACAAAGUGGUGAAUUAUUUUUGCUGUUGUUGCGCAUUUUCUUGUUGAAUAGAAUUUUGUGCGUGCGUUUUGUGCGGUGUGGUUAGACUGAAUUUUUUGUGCGGAGAGUGUUUUUUGCAUACAAUCUAGAUUGAUAGACGACGGUAAUCCAGCUUUUUAUCACCUUUUUUUUUGGGGGGGGAGGGGUGUUGGAUUUGGUGGUCACCAAAAGUGGUGGGGUGCUAUGCAUAGAACGCCUCGUGGAGGGUAGAUUUGUCGCAAGGGGAGGGCUGCUAAGUGAGAUAGACUGAUUGACCAUGCAAGUCAACAGGAAAAUGCCCCGUUGUUGAAAAUUGAUCUCCAGGUACGAUUGUUACUUUCUGACCGGCGUAGAUGCUUGACUGUGGGAAUUUACUAUUCUUGUGCUGUCAUGCGGCCUGGUCUCAUCGCUUGUGGUUCCCAGGAUCGUGGUGUGUCGUGUACCUUCCCGAGGUCCGUACAACAACAAAGAAGCUAGAAGUGCAUAACUCGUUCGGUCGUUUUGGGCAAAAAAGGAAACGAUAUUUUUGCCACAAGCGCUGUUUGUUCACAAUGAGCUAGACUUAUACGGGAGCGCCAAGCGGCCGCGCAACGCACCGCCGAUGUGCAGCGGGCGGUUGUCGCAGCUUACGAAACCUACCACACACAGCAGUUGCAGUGGCAACAAUGGAGACAUGAUUGGUCAACAGGUUGACUUGAAGAACCUACUGCUGCAGUUGCGUUCUACGGAAUUGCAGCGAGGUGUAGGUUGGUUGAAGCUUGAUUGUAAGUGUGGUUGAUGGCUACGAGCCCGAGUCCACCAUACGUUCGAUGCCGCACAGUCGCGCGGAAUUUUUUUGCGCGUGAUGUGCAGCAUCUUGUGGAUCCGUCUGUGUUUGUCGUGUCCGUGGUGAGCGUUUGACGUUUCUAGACCGGGAUGUUUGCAGGCCUUCCUCAAAGCUGCAACAAGCCGUUCAAGGUUUCAAUUACAGAGUGAACAAGUG